ACGAGGGGGAUAGGCCACACGGUAUGGAAUGAAACGAAUACCCAACAGCAUACCAUAAGUGUUAAGGGCGAGCAUUUAGGACAAAUCAUUUGUUUUGUUCCUGUACUUACCUGCGCGUUCCCAACUCCGAUUCCUUCGUCAAGGAUCAUCGCCAUUGCCGUCAUCAUCAUCCUACCACACGACGGAACGCGCUCAUGUUGAACGGGACCGGCAGCUCGCCCCAAAUGCAGCCAGCGGCGGACCGGUGCACACCUCGACCAGCACAGCAGUACUACGCGGCCCGUUGCUGAGCUGUUCGGGCAGGCUCCGGCUGACAAGUCUGCGAAGGAGCUGCCGAAGGUACUCACCCGCUCACGGGCUUUCUUGAAAAGACGGAGGUGUCACACGCGCGAUGGCACGCGAUGGUGCGCUACGGCGAGCAACGCCAGGAGCAGCCCCGGCACACCCAGCAGCAGCUGGACCAUCGCAGACACGGACGCCCAAGGUGCCGCCGCCGAGCACCGGGAUGGCCAAACAUCAUACAACCCGAGUUCAAAUGCCCACGGGGCGAUUGUCGCCGAAUGCCGUACCGGCGAUCCCAGGCUGCCCCGCGGGUCUCGAAUACCUCACGAAGAUCGACCACCUUAUCAUCCGCGAGGAUGUAGAUCUCUUAAAUACAAUCAUGCCGAGCGAUUCACCGAGCAGUUACGUGGUGACGAACACCAUGGACCAGAUUGUCUUCAAAGUGACCGAGGACUUCACCUACGCGUGGAGAAGCCUCGGCACCAUACGGCCCUUCCUGAUGCGGCUGUACGACUUCCGCGAUGCCGAAGUGUUGCGGCUUGACCGGCCACUUCGCUGUGAUUGUAGUCUCUGCUUUUACUGCCUCCAGACAAUGGACGUGCGUGACGCUUCAGAUGCAACCAUCGGCUCCCUCCGGAUGGAGUACACCCUGAUAUAUCCAAAGUUCUCAGUGCUGGACAGCGAGAACAACGCUGUCCUGCUGAUUAUCGGGCCCUGCUGCACGAGAUCCAUCUGUUGUGAGGACGUGGAGUUCGAUAUCGUAACCAUGGACGGCGUCACGAAGAUUGGCGCGAUAACGAAAGUCUGGGGCGGAACGUGCAGGGAAGCCUGCACCGUAGCCGACAACUUCACGAUAACCUUCCCCUUGGAUUUGGAAGUGAAGAUGAAGGCCGUGCUGCUAGGUGCCGUCAUGCUACUUGUUUGCCCAGUGGCUGUGGUGGUACCGCAGUCGCGCAGCCGCCCCGACUCCAAGAAAGGGCAGCAGGCAAUGACCCUCGCUUCGUGGCAAGGCGAAGCAAACUGGAUUACCGCGAAGCAGGGACAACGUAGCGACGGACUGCCGCUACAGGGAAUCUCCCCCUCGAAUGCCGAAGACUCGGGUGUGAAUGGGGGAAGGAAAGAAAAUUUAAUAUCCAAAAGAAGCUGUUUUGAUAUGCUUGCAUGACACUGUCUCUCCUUUGGUGCGAACGUCAAUCUUCAAUGUUUUCUCUGAACGCAAAACCACGCAAAAAGGGCCUUCAUAGGAAGAAAUAAAUGGUGGCCAAA
Messenger RNA from Dermacentor albipictus, 1548 nucleotides. Its product is annotated as phospholipid scramblase 3-like. Gene Ontology annotation, cellular component: plasma membrane. NCBI's taxonomy places the organism in Eukaryota, Metazoa, Arthropoda, Arachnida, Ixodida, Ixodidae. Gene Ontology annotation, biological process: plasma membrane phospholipid scrambling. Gene Ontology annotation, molecular function: phospholipid scramblase activity. The record is from RefSeq and is a predicted model, not a curated record.